ACAUUGCCGUGAAUCAGAAAUUCAUAAAGUAGACUUGUACAGACAGCAGAAAAAAAGAAGACUAAAACUUAUUCAAAAUUUCCGUUGUGAUCGUACAGCGAAAAAUGAUGGUAGCCGAUGAUUUUCAAACGCUUUGCAGGAAUUUUUUUACGGACUCAAUGACCCACGUCUGCUCGUCCCGCGUCCCGGAGUCGCUGACCAAGAAGUAUCGCAAUCGGCUGAUCAACGCCAAGGAUCCCUACAGUAUCUUCAAGCUGGACAGCCGGAACUCCAGCUAUCUCAUUGCCUUCCGCUUCCCGGAAAUCCGCGAUUGCCGAACCCUCUGGAUGAUGGAUGUGCACAAAAUAAAUUGCGAGACUAAGGACGGCGAAUUGACGAAGUUGUUCUUCGGCUAUAGCUACCGCAAGUGCUACACCAUUGCCAUGAACAUGACCUCGGAGCUUAAGGCGCACUGUGGCGCCAGGAACUAUGCCGAGAAUACGCAGUCGGGCUACUACUACACGAACAACGAGAACAACGUCAUUCAGACCAACUCAACUGCUUGUCUUCUGCUCGGAACUUCCCCUCUGGUCAUCUGCCUGAUCAUCUCGUUUCUAAUGUUCGCCAUUCUGCAAUGGAAGGCAUCUCGGUUGUGAGCCAGCAAGUCAGUCCAAGUCAAUCGAAGUCAAUCCUAGUCAAUUUCGUUUGAAAAUGGUUCUUUUGACAUAAGGUGCCAGUAUUACUGGGAUAUGGAACUUCUGUCAGGUUGUUAGACAUCCGUACAAGGCUUUAAGACCUUCUGAUUUCGAAGCUCUGAUGAUCACAGUCUUUAUCAAGGAAAUGAAGAUAUCAAAGUACGGACCUGUUCCAAUCAAUAUCAAUAUUCUUCCAAAUCGAACAGCUCAUUCUGACAGCCUUUGUCUGAGUUGUGAUUUGAAAUUUUGCGAGAUCUAGAAACAAUUUCUAUAUCAUCUGGAGAAAUCGUUUCUAAAUCAUCGGAAAAUUUCCAGUGACAGCUGAAAUAAAAAUUGUAUGUCCGUAA
Molecule: messenger RNA, 1021 nt
Organism: Drosophila mauritiana
Lineage: Eukaryota; Metazoa; Arthropoda; Insecta; Diptera; Drosophilidae
Exons: 1
Coding region: 105-635 (176 amino acids)
Source: RefSeq, a predicted model, not a curated record